This is a messenger RNA of Morus notabilis, 1504 nucleotides long. Its product is annotated as protein PEP-RELATED DEVELOPMENT ARRESTED 1, chloroplastic. Gene Ontology annotation, biological process: regulation of DNA-templated transcription. Gene Ontology annotation, cellular component: chloroplast nucleoid. Lineage: Eukaryota; Viridiplantae; Streptophyta; Magnoliopsida; Rosales; Moraceae. Bases 76 to 1317 code for a protein of 413 amino acids. The record is from RefSeq and is a predicted model, not a curated record. The transcript has 9 exons.
CUCAAGAUUUUCCACCGGCGACACAAAACCCAUACAAAACCCGCCACCAAAAUCUAAAGCGACAAAGGAAAAAAAAUGUUGCAGAAUACCAUCGUCUUCCCCUCCAGUUCACACCCACUUACACAGUCUCCAUUCCCAACCACUUCCUCUCAGAAACCAAUCUUCAUUCCAUUCCACUUGUACUGCUUCUCCGCAAACUCCCAGCAAAAGCCUUGCCUCCACCUUCAAUGGCGGCCGAAAGUGCCGAAGAAGAAGAGGGCGUUGGUGGCGUCCGCCGCCACUUACGAGGUCGGAGGAGGAUACCCAGAUGAGGAAUUAGACUUAAAAGACAGAAGGAGCUCUGCUGCCCAACAGCAAGGGAACGAGAAAUUGGACCCUUCCGAGUGUGCGGCUCUGCUCAAAGGAGGAGAGCAAGUCACAUCUGUUCUCGAAGAGAUGAUCACCCUUUUGGAAGAUAUGAGCAUGGAUGAUGCAUCUGAAGAGGUGGCUGUGGAGUUGGCUGCGCAAGGGGUCAUAGGGAAGAGAGUUGAUGAAAUGGAAUCGGGUUUUAUGAUGGCUCUGGACUACAUGAUCCAACUUGCUGAAAAGGACCAAGAUGAUAAGCGCAAGUCACUUUUGGAGGUGAUAAAGGAGACGGUGUUAUCGCAUCUAACAAAAAAGUGUCCUCCCCAUGUUCAAGUGAUAGGAUUACUAUGCAGAACCCCUCAGAAAGAGAGCCGACAAGAAUUAUUACGCAGAGUGGCUGGUGGUGGUGGCGUGUUUAAAAACGAGAGUGGAACUAAAGUUCAUAUUCCAGGGGCAAAUUUGAAUGAAAUUGCUAACCAGGCCGAUGACUUACUAGAGACAAUGGAAACACGGCCCGUUGUUCCGGAUCGAAAAUUGCUUGCAAGACUUGUUUUGAUAAGAGAGGAAGCUCGGAAUAUGAUGGGAGGUGGUAUAUUAGAUGAAAGAAAUGAUCGUGGCUUAACUACUCUUCCUGAAGCAGAGGUCAACUUCUUAACUAAACUGGUUGCUUUAAAACCGGGGAGAGCUGUCCAGGAGAUGAUAAAAAACGUGAUGCAAGGAAAAGAUGAAGGUGCCGAGACUGCUGACUCUGACGAGGAACACACGACAAAUGGACGGAUCUCAGGUGGAAUCAAAGGAAGGGAAAGUGUGACAGGACGAAAACCACUCCCCGUUCGCCCUGGCAUGUUUCUUGAGACGGUCUCCAAGGUCUUAGGUGGUAUAUAUGCUGGAAACGUGCCCGGUAUCACGGCACAACAUCUAGAAUGGGUCCAUCAGAAGACACUUCAGGUUCUCGAGGAAAUAGCAUUUUAGACAUACUAUUUAUGGUAGGUACCACCUGAUCCUUAAAUACACUGGCAGCUAGAACAAAAAAUUUGUAGGUUAAAGUCUUGUCAAUACAUCUGAGUUGUUAUAUAUAGUAUAGGAUGUCAUAUUCUGAGACUUAUUAUAAACCUUUGGAAAAGAAUGAGAUAGUAUUACACUUCCAUUGCCAUUUUUG